UUUCGUUUUGUUUUACGGUAAUUACAUCAUUUCCGCUUCAGUGUUGCUGUGUGUGAUGGGAGACGCGGUAGAUUGGAACUGAAGUCGCACAAUUUCUUGUCGAUGUAGCUUGGUGUCAAGAGGAUUCUGAACUGACUCAUCGCAUCAAGGUUCUUCUAUGGCUGCCCAAGCCCUGCAGCAGCCCAGUUUCCUUCUGGCCAACCUGAAAGAGAACUCUACAACCAAGCCCUUUCUCCAGCGUUGCCAGGAGCUGGUGAAAGUUAUUGAUGACUAUCCCGCAAAGGAGCUGCACCUGAUCUUCCCCUGGCUGGUAGAGAGCGUUUUUGGGAGUCUGGAUGGGGUCAUCACGGGCUGGAACCUGCGAUUCCUGCAGGCACGCAGCAACGAGUACAACAUUGUCAUGGAAUUUCUGGAUCCUAGUGGGCCAAUGAUGAAGCUUGUUUACAAACUCCAAGCAGAAGAGUACAAGUAUGAAAUACCUGUCAGCUUUCUACCUGGUCCAGUAAAGGCAUCCAUUCAGGAAGGCGUCCUCCCUGAUUGCCCACUUUUUCACAACAAGUUGCAGUUUCCUCCGUCUGGUCUGCAAACACUAAGCCUAGCACUCAAUCCCUUUGAAUAUUACAUGUUCAUGUUUGCCUCUAGCCUGAUCACACCAAAGAACUACCCUCCAGGCCAGCAUGUGAGCAGUUCAGACACUGCGUAUUUUGUGCUGGUUGACACCUAUCUGAAGUACUUCCUCCCUACAGAGGGCAGUGUUCCCCCUUCUCCAUUUCCAGACAACAGAGGCUCUGUGUCUCCUCCUGCUCCCAGGGCUCCCAGCGUUCCGUUUGCGGGGUAUGGCAUCCACAGCACCAGCCUCCUCAAGCGCCACAUUACCCAUCAGCCCUCAGUCACCGCUGACCCUGCAGCCCAGGAGAUCUGGAGGUCAGAGGCUUUACUACAGGUGUUUGUGGAGAUCUGGCUGCAUCACUACUCUCUGGAGAUGUACCAGAAACUGCAGUCCCCCCAGGUGAAGCUGGCGCUGCUGCAGUAUCGCCUCAGUCUGUCCAGCAUGCCGUGCCAACCCCUGACCCCUCCUGGCUCUGGGACCCUCAACACGUACCAAGUACUUUCCCCCUUUCAUUCACUCCCACUCCCACGGGUCCUGCUGGAGGAGCCCUUCACCCCAACAGAAGAGCAUGUUCUGGUGGUGCGUCUGCUGGUGAAGCACCUCCAUGCCUUCUCCUGCAGCUUAAAGCCGGAGCAGGUGUCCUCCUCACCCUCAGCCCACUCCCACACUAGCCCCCUAGAGGAGUUCAAGAGGGUGGUGGUCCAGCGUUUUGUGCAGCAGAAGCUCUAUGUGUUUCUCCAACACUGCUUUGGUCACUGGCCUUUAGAUGCCUCCUUCAGAGCGGUCCUGGAGACAUGGCUUAGCUACAUCCAGCCUUGGAGGUACACAGGAGAGAAGACCACUUCUCCGACAGAUCCAAUCCAAGGUGUACCUGAUAAAUGGGCCUCAUUUGUUCAGGAAAACCUGCUUAUGUACACAAAGCUCUUUCAGGGCUUCCUAAACAGGGUGGUACGCACAGACCUGGUCAAUGUCCAAAACGCACUAAUGGUCUUCAGGGUGGCCAAAGUCUUUGCUCAGCCAAACCUAUCAGAGAUGAUACAGAAAGGAGAGCAGCUGUUUCUGGAGCCAGAGCACGUCCUCCACCACCGGCAGCACCGGGUUUUCCUCACACCGGGCCACGGUGGCAGCUUUCUGUCUGCCCGGCAGCCCAUGGCAACAGAUGGGGUGUUCAGGGUGAAGAGUCAUGUGUAUGGCUUGGAGGGCCAGGACUGUCAAUACAAACAGAUGUUUGGCACAGAGCUGAGAGGCGCGAUCCUGAGGCUCAUUCAGAUCAUUGCUCAGGCGAGGCAAACCGCCAAGAGGAUAUCAGAUCACUCAGCUGAGGUGGCAGCUAACAACUCCUUCAUGUCCUGGUUUGGGUUGGGCUUCCCUGACCUUAACCACACCUUAAAUGAACGAGAAAUGGACGACACCGGCGAGUGUGUCAAGAAGACCCAUGAGUUUUUGGAGAGAUCACUGGACUACCUCUGUCAGAUAUUUCGGCUGAAUACAGGGCAGCUGUCUCAGCUUAUGGCCACAUUAGGCUCUGGUCAGGAUGAUGGGAACUCCAGGCAGCUACCUGACUGUAUCCAGGGGGAUAAUGGACUCAUCCUCACAGAUCUGGGCCGGAUGCAGAUCAUCAAUGGACUGCGUAGAUUUGAGAUAGAAUACCAAGGAGACCCAGAACUUCAGCCAAUCAGGAGCUAUGAGAAUGCGGUCCUGGUCAGACUGCUCUUCAAGAUCUCAUCUGUCAUUAAUGAGAGGUUUGGAGGUCAAAUGGAAGCACUGUGCUCACGGCCGGACUUCCUGGGCCGGUUGGGACGACACUACCUGGCCAGCCCUGAGGCUGCGGCAGACGGCAAGCAGAGGAGGCCAGAGACACGGCGUACAGCAGAGAGAAACCGGCGACCACGGUUGAGUCUACGCCCUCUAGCCAGCUACAGAGUCCUGCUGAUGCUUCUACUUCUCUACAUUUUUGGGGCACUGUUCUCUUUUGGCCCAAUAUCCAGCACUCUGCUCAUCCUUACAGGAGGCUUUCUCUAUGGACUCUUUAUCACCCUGUUUGGAGAUAAACUCAGGCUCAAGUCCCACUAGCAGGGAUAUGACAUGGCUUUUCUUCACCACUUGCCUUCAUGCUUGGCCACCUGUGUAAUAGUGUUUUUAAUCAUGUAAAUAAAUGCAAAAGAGCAUUGCUUUUUUCAGAUAUCGUAUUGUGGCAUUCGAAAUCUUUGAUUUAUUAAUCUUUUAAAUUUGAGUGGUUUUAAAACAUUUGUAACCUCACCAUUUAUUUACACUGAUCUCAUCAUAUUUUGAUGUGAAGGAAAUAUGUUUUAAAACGCAUAAUGGAAUAUCAAAUGUGGUCCAACGGUCUGAGCAGCUGCCUUUUGAUGCACUAGUUCUGCUUUCAUUAAAACCUCUUAUCUUCCCCACUUCAUCUAAAAGAAAAAUUGGAUAGAAAGAUCAUGCAAUAACUGGGUUGAAAAUAACAUCACAGUUUUUUGUAUAUCAAGUGUGAUUUACUACCUAGUCGUGUCUACUCUGUUAAAUAAAACUGCAUUUUGCUGCUGCUGGAGGUUACUAGUGAAACCCCAAUUCUAUGCACAAUAUCUUUCCUUAUUUAUUUAUUUUUUUAACCCCAUUUUCAAAUUUAGCAACCUCAUGAUGUUGUGACCCCUGGUUUGGGAAACCGUACUAAACCAUCGCUGGUUGCCUCACGGAUCUCUAUCCUUAAAAUGGAAAUGUCUGGAUCUUUGCUAGGUAUACCUUAGAUUAUUUUGCCACAAACUGAUAAACCCUUUCUAAUUCUAAUAUGAUGGUACCAUGUAUUUUUGUAGAUUAUUUUUAUUUCUGCACAAAUUGUGGUGGUGGUAGUAGUAGUAAAAGGGGAAGUAUGUGAUAUUUCUGUAUAUCUCCCCCCAAGCCCUGCAAUGUUGUGGAAAUGGAAGCAAUGAUUUGAGGCUGGGGCACGCUGCCAGAAAUUGAUGACAUUCCCUGGUUGCUAUAUGCAAUAGUUUGCUUGAUUUGUUAAAAAAAUUAAUAAAUGGAACCUAGAAACACCAAA
Messenger RNA from Esox lucius (northern pike), 3650 nucleotides. It is a transcript of the gene smpd4, whose product is annotated as sphingomyelin phosphodiesterase 4. Gene Ontology annotation, molecular function: sphingomyelin phosphodiesterase D activity. The transcript is spliced from 20 exons. Lineage: Eukaryota; Metazoa; Chordata; Actinopteri; Esociformes; Esocidae. Gene Ontology annotation, biological process: glycerophospholipid catabolic process; sphingomyelin catabolic process; ceramide biosynthetic process. The record is from RefSeq and is a predicted model, not a curated record. The coding region runs from base 158 to 2683 and encodes 841 amino acids.